AUGAGGGAAGCUAUUGAAGGGAUGAACGGCCAAAGCCUCGACAGUCAUAAUAUUAAUGUCAAUCAAGCGCAGAACAGAGGAAGCAGUGGUGGAGGUGCUUUAUGCAGUGGUGGUGGCGGCAGAUACGGUGGUGGUGGCGAUGGCAGUAGUGGUGGUGGGUACAACCGUGGUGGUGGUUGUGGAUAUAGUCAUAGUGGUGGUAGUGGAUACAAUCACUGUGGUGACCGUGGUGGUUAUGGAGACGGUGGAUCUCGUUACUUGGGGUGGCGGUUCCUCCGAUGGCAACUAGAGGAACUAGGGUUUGGUAGUGAUGUUUUAGGGUUUGAUGUCGUGUGA
This is a messenger RNA of Macadamia integrifolia, 336 nucleotides long. Its product is annotated as glycine-rich RNA-binding protein-like. Lineage: Eukaryota; Viridiplantae; Streptophyta; Magnoliopsida; Proteales; Proteaceae. Bases 1 to 336 code for a protein of 111 amino acids. The record is from RefSeq and is a predicted model, not a curated record. The transcript has a single exon.